AUGGAGUCGGACAAACCGUCCCGUUCGUCGGGCAGUAAUCGGAGCUGGCAGCGCGGAAGUUAUCGCGGUCGGAGCAGACGGCGGAAACGCAGGCGGAAGCCGUGGAAUAAGCGAAUCGCCGACUGGACCAGGUCCCUGGUAGCCUUUCUCUUCAGCAACGUGGGCAUCGUCUGCCUGGUGGUGGGCUACACCAUCGCGGGCGCUUUCCUGUUCGCCCACAUCGAGGGUAGGACCAGACCGAACGUCGCCAAUGACUUCAUUAAACUGAGGAACCUGACGGCCGCUACUCUUUGGGAGCUAACUUCUAAGGUGAAAGAUUUACCCAAGUCGUACUUUCUCAUCUCUCUUUGUGCUGCGACAGCAGGGCACAAUGGAAUCGUGAAUACUCCAGAAGAAAAUGUGUUCUCGGAGAAGCUGUGGAAAGCAAAGGUGAGGGAAAUUCUUGAGAAUUACCAGAAAAGGGUGGUGUCGGCUGCAAAAAGCGGAUACAACGGAAUGGAGGAAAAUAAGUGGACCUUCGCCGGCGCUUUUUUAUAUUCCCUCACUGUGAUAACAACCAUUGGUUACGGCAACAUUUGUCCCAGGACGAAAUGGGGCAAAGUCGUGACUAUAGUGUACGCGAUAAUAGGGAUGCCGCUCUUCCUCCUCUACCUUAGCAAUAUCGGCGACAUUCUGGCCAGAAGCUUCAAAUGGAUCUACGCCCGUUGCUGCCUGUGCAAGUGUCGGAGAAGACCUCGUGAAUCGACGACCGACGCGCCGGAGAUGCCGGACGAUGAUCCAGCUGCGAAGAGAGAUCGAUGGCAGAUGGUGAACACCCACAGCGGGGAGGUAGACACGUCGAGUUUGGAAGAAACUUCGCCGAGAAAUGACGACGGCGGCGACGAGGGCGGUGACGAGGACGACGACGAAGGCGACGAUGAGAGCGACAGCUACGAUCCACAGCACGUGACGGUGCCGUUAACUCUAUGUCUUGCUAUCAUGGUGGGGUAUAUCUGGGGCGGUGCGGUCCUGUUUUCGGAAUGGGAAGACUGGAACAUGUUGGAUGGUUCUUACUUUUGCUUCGUCUCUUUGUCGACUAUAGGUUUUGGCGAUAUCGUCCCGGGCGACAAGAUCUACUCCGGGCAAGGCCUGGAAAUGUCUUUCAUCUUCUGUUCCAUGUACCUGAUGCUUGGAAUGGCGUUAAUUGCCAUGUGCUUUAAUCUUAUGCAAGAGGAAGUGAUCGCCAAGAUUCGCUCUCUGAUACGCAUCAUCAAAUACAUCUUCAGAUGUCAGAGAUGA
Camponotus floridanus (Florida carpenter ant) is the source of this 1278-nucleotide messenger RNA. RefSeq names its product potassium channel subfamily K member 18. The transcript has 7 exons. The coding region runs from base 1 to 1278 and encodes 425 amino acids. The record is from RefSeq and is a predicted model, not a curated record. Gene Ontology annotation, molecular function: potassium ion leak channel activity. NCBI's taxonomy places the organism in Eukaryota, Metazoa, Arthropoda, Insecta, Hymenoptera, Formicidae. Gene Ontology annotation, cellular component: membrane. Gene Ontology annotation, biological process: potassium ion transmembrane transport; stabilization of membrane potential.